Molecule: messenger RNA, 2268 nt
Organism: Tuber aestivum (summer truffle)
Lineage: Eukaryota; Fungi; Ascomycota; Pezizomycetes; Pezizales; Tuberaceae
Source: the annotation of a GenBank genome assembly
GACCCCACUACGCCCCUAUACCAACAAAACGGAAGGAAGGCACCAAAAUGUCAGAGCUCCUCAGCUUUAUCCUCGCCCACGAGCAAUUUCGGAGGUAUUCCCCACCCACCCGACUGCCACCACGAAGGCUAGCCGGAACCAGACCAACUAACCAUUGAUAGAGCCCGCCUACCAUCCCUAUACUCCGACUUCCGCCCCCUCCGAGCAAACAACCCCUCCGGCUUUCUCGCGAACGUCACAGCAUGGAAGUCCGCGCUCGGCCAGGCCGCUGCGAACGGGGUCCUCGGCCGUGACACGUUGGUUCUCGAGGUCGGAGAGGAGCUGGUUAGUUCCCUGGCGACGAGGGAAUGGGGGAGGCCGUUGGCGUUGGGGACUGUUGUUGUACGUUUUUUACCCGACCCACGGAGUAGCGUGAUGGGCUAACUAGAGUUUAGAAUGAAACGGUGGCUACGAGGGAGUUUAUCUCGCUGGAAGUGUUCUUGAGUAUGCGAGAGAGUGUGUAUUACCGUCCUUGGGUGGAUCCUUGGAAGAUACUUGGGUGGGGGCUAGAGAUUGCGGGACUGAAGAGCCGGGCGGUGGAGGAUGGGAAGAUCCGGGAGGGGAAGGUGGUGGUGCUUAGGAAUAUUGAGGUAUUGACUUCCCCCUUCUACUAACCGGCAGUGAGGUCACGAUUCUAAUACUGGCCUCGCGCAGGAGACGGCGAAAACAAUCCUCAAUGAAAUCUCCAAGAAACCGAGCAUUGUCGACCGGAUAUUCUCCACGGAGAUGUUCUUGCAAGAGUUCCCCAUUCACGGGAAACGGCUCUCGGAGACGGACCUCAAAGUGCUACUAGUCUUCCUAUCCCGUGACCUCCGGGAAGCCUCCCUCGCCAACAACGUAGCCCCCACUUUUCACCUCCCCUCUAAAAAACCAAAGCUAACUACCCCAGACAAUAAAAUUCAAACCUCCCACGGGAGAACUGACCCCAGUGUCCUCGCACGACACCACAAUCGCCAACCUAAAAACGCUAAUCACCUCCCUGCACACGACCAUCGCAACCCUUUCCACCAAGAUUUCAGCCUCCGACGCCAAAGCCCGCACAGCCAUACAAUCCUCCAACAAACACGCCGCCCUUUCUGCCCUCAAAUCCAAAAAAAUGGCCGAAACCUCGCUCGAAUCGCGCGCGAAAUCACUCACACAGCUGGAGGAAGUCCUCGUGAGGAUUGAGCAGGCGGCGGAUAAUGUUGAGCUUGUGCGCAUGCUGGAAGACAGCAGUAAGGUUCUUGCGGGACUCAAUAAGCGAGUCGGAGGUGUUGAGCGUGUGGAUACGGUUGUUGAUGAGCUUCGGGAGCAGAUGGACGAGACCGAUGAGGUUACCAAGAUCUUGGGCGAGGAGACAGGUGCCGCGGCCCAAGUUGACGACGGAGAGGUGGAGGGGGAGUUUGAAGCUUUGUUACGGGAGGAGGAGAGGAGGACUAGGAUGAAGGAGGAUGAAAAAGUGCUGGAGGGGAAUAAGGGCGGGGAAGGAGAGGCUAACGGUGGGCUAAGUAUGGUUACUAGGUCUAUGGAGGAGUUGAAGUUAAAGGGGGGUAUUCCCGUGCCUGCACCCAUACCCACCCCGGCGCCCGUGCAGAAAGAGCGAAGCCCGGAGCGAGUCCCGGCUUCGUAGUUUUAACUCCUGGCAGAUUAGAAUUUCGACACGAGGAGGAGAAAGGUAGAUAGAUAGCACCUCGCAACUUGAUGUACACAGUACUGUAUUAGCUCACACGUUCUAUUUCCGAAUUGCAAUCAUUGUAAUCUAUGGUAUAUCCCCCAAUAUCCCCCUACUUAGCCCCACAAUCCCGUAGGUAGACAAAGCUCCAACAAAGCAAACAUACAGAUAAAGUAAGCAAACACCGAAAACUCCAGUUCCCUAGAUGUAAUAUGCAUGCUACCCAUCUAGCAGGCACUAAAGCAAACCAAAGCACGUUCCCCUUUCCUCAAAAAAGGCAAAGGCACAAAGAAAAGAACAAGAUAUGAAUCCUUUAUAGCCCACCACUGGUACUCCCUCCCCCCUUUUUACACCCGAUUUCCAUUUCCUCGUACUUUCGUUUACCAUAUAGACCUAUCAGUGAUGAAUCCUCUUCCACUAUAGCUAGUCUAUCCGUAUCGCUCUCCGCGCCCGCCAGCACCGUGGUUGGUGGCAGGGGGUUCGCGACGAACAUCUCACUCACGUUUACGUGCGAGUAGGGGAGGUACGUGGGGGGUGCUUGGAAUGGGGGUGGUGGUGAUGGGGUGGAGUGUAACGCA